Messenger RNA from Hypomesus transpacificus, 1910 nucleotides. RefSeq names its product coiled-coil domain-containing protein 85A-like. Bases 411 to 1910 code for a protein of 499 amino acids. NCBI's taxonomy places the organism in Eukaryota, Metazoa, Chordata, Actinopteri, Osmeriformes, Osmeridae. The record is from RefSeq and is a predicted model, not a curated record. The transcript has 3 exons.
GCAACCGCGUAUCCUCCCCUAUGCCGUGGAGUGUGCGGAACAAGGGGCGAGCGCAUCCUCUGCCUGCUGCUACCCGCCGAAGAUCUUUCCACUUCAGACGAACGGGACUAAAAUCGGACGCUGGCUCCGGUGCAAACUUACAUGAACUAGGCUAAAUUCCGUAGAGGCUGGUGUGUGGGAGAUGUUAUGCAGAAGCCAGUGUAGCCUCGCCUGUGUAGCCUUUUCUAGGCUGUAGCCUAUUUCACUAAGCCGGCGUUCUCGGGCUCAGCUGUUGCUUUUUGGGGAGAGGAGGUGCAAAGAGCGACGGUGAGGCCAACUAUGCUAUUUCAUUUCGAACGAUAGUAUUUCCGAUUUGAUUGGACUUGGACACGGAUGCGAGCAGAGGUUGUCAACAACCUUUUGAGUAUUUUAUGCCCGUUGUCGGAUUCGGAACCGUACAAAUGGAGAAAGCUACCCCGUCGCAGCCUCAGCUCCAGCUGUCGAUAACAAAGACUGAAAGUCCAGCGGAGGACAUCUCCAAUCUCUCCGACGAGGACCUGCUUAAGUGGGGCAAGGAGGAUUUGGUGCGGCGUCUCCGGCGGUCUGAAGCUGACAAGCUAAGCGUUAUUCUGGACCAUGGGAAUCUGAUCAGGGAAGUCAAUCGGAGCCUCCAGCUGCACUUAAACGAGAUCAGGGGGCUGAAGGACAUCAACCAGAAACUGCAGGAGGACAACCGGGAGCUGCGAGACCUGUGCUGUUUCCUGGACGACGACCGGCAGAAGGGCAAGCGCGUGUCCCGGGAGUGGCAGCGCCUGGGCCGCUACAGCGCCAGCAUCAUGAGGAAGGAGGUGACCCUGUACCUGCAGAAGCUCAAGGAGCUGGAGGCGCGCCAGGAGGAGGUGGUGAGGGAGAACCUGGAGCUGAAGGAGCUCUGCCUGCUCCUGGACGAGGAGAAGGGCGGAGGAGGCGGCGGUGGCGUCGGCGGGGGAGCGGGGUUAGGGGGAGUCGGCGGCGGCGGCGGCGGCGGGGGAGGAGGCGGAGGCGGUUGCAGGAGCUCCAUCGACAGCCAGAGCAGCCUGCUGCUGGUGCCCGGCACGGGCCUACUUAUGAGGGACGUGGGCGACGGGAGCAGCACCUCCAGCGCCGGCUCGGCCGACAGCUCCGACCACCUCCACCACAAGCAGCUUCACCUGGCCGGGGGCGGAGGAGGCGGGGGUGGGGUGGCCGGCGGAGGAGGCGGCGGAGGCGGCGGGGGCGGAGCCAGUCCCGAGCACCUCCACAAACCCAGGUGCAGCAGCAUCAGCGGAGGAGGAGGAGGGGGAGACAGGGAGGUGUCCAGCCCCGAACAUCCCGCCGGCCGCCACCGGAGCACCAGCCUGGAGUACCCCUACGCCCUCCCCCAGAUCUGCCGCCCGCGCUGCGGCUCCAUCUCCGUGCCCGACCACGGCCGUGCCAUGCGGGGCCUGAGCCCCGAGAAGUACGGGCGCAACGUGGGCCGCCGGAGCCCCGAGCAGCAGCCGUCUCCGCUCCACCUCCUCCACCACCACCAGCAGCAGCAGCAGCAGCAGAACCCCCAGGCCAAGCACCCCGGCUCGGACCUCCUCCUGGGGCAGAAGCAGCACCUGCUGGGGCAGGGCGGCAGCGGGGAGCUCUACCAGAGGCACCACAGGGGCAGCGUCGGGAGCAGCUGCGGGAGCCCCGAGCCCAGGCAGGCACAUUUAGGGACGCCCGAGCACCACGACAAAGGCUGCAGUCUGGUCCAGGGGGGAGGGGGCGGCAGCCCGGAGACCCACCGGCACCAGUACAGCAGCAGCAGCCCCGAGAGCCACAUGAAGUUCGGGAGCCCUGGGAGGGAGGUGCAGAGGAGGCCGGCCGGCGACGAGCUGUCGCCUCACCACAGGAGCAUCUACAACGGUAUGAACGGAUGGUAG